AUAAAGGUCAAAAUAGGAAACGAAGGGGGAGAGAAAAGAAGUGUGUACAUUCACACAGGAACCAUCAGGAAAACUCCACGUGAAAGGAAGAAAGAGCCAGUUCGAAACCCAGAAAGAUAAAAGUUAAAUUUAGAGUUCAGACUUUUCCUGGCUGCCCAUCAAGGAAACAAAGGCCAGCUGUGAGAGAAAGAGAGAGAGAGCGAGAGAGAAAGAGGACUUUUUGAAUUUUAAAUCUUCUGCUUCACUGCUAAGCACACAUAAGAAAAAUCUUCCUUUAUUUAUUCCGAGAAGGCACAACUGAAGUAAAUAGCGAUGGCACCCUCUCUGCUCCAGGCCUACAGGAGGCGCUGGUGGAUGGCAGUGACAGCUGUGAUUGAGAACCUGUUGUGCUCAGCUGUGCUCUUGGGCUGGGGAUCCCUGCUCAUCAUGCUGAAAAGACAAGGGUUUUACUCCCACUUGUGCUCAGAGAAUGAUUCGGUGGUUGUUUCUUUGGGCAACACCUCGAGUGGAGAGGUGGAGGAGUGGCUCACCUGUGUGGACCAAGAGGAGAUGCUAAAUCUGGGCUUCACCAUUGGCUCUUUCCUUCUCAGCGCCACCACUCUACCGCUGGGUAUCCUGAUGGACAAAUAUGGACCACGUCCAAUUCGACUAGUGGGCAGUUCAUGUUUCGGUCUGUCCUGUGUUAUAAUGGCGGCAUCUGCCUAUGACCCCGGCAGUCUGUCAGCGCUCAUCUUCUUAGCUCUCUCUUUCAAUGGCUUUGGAGGCAUCUGCCUGACCUUCACCUCCAUCACACUCCCAAACAUGUUCGGUGCUCUGAGCUCCACCAUUAUGUCACUGAUGAUAGGAUCCUACGCCUCGUCUGCCGUCACCUUCCCCGGAGUCAAACUCAUCUACGAUGCAGGCGUGUCCUUCCAGGUGAUCAUGUGGGCGUGGGCAGGACUUGCAGCAUUCGUCUUCUGCAACUGUGCCAUUAACUGGCCAUCGCAAGGGUUUCCCACACCUGAUGAGGUGGACUACAGUAAGAUCUUCAUGGCGGAUGAGCUGCCUGAAGUAGAAGAGAAGCUGGAGGAAGAGAAGCUGAUGCAGACGAACGGCGACGUAAAGCACUGCACCGACAAACUGCUCACAGGGUCCAAGGCUGCACCCAAUGGCAUUCCCUUCCGUCGUUCUGUGUUCUCUCCCAUCUUCCUGUGGAGUCUGAUUACAAUGGGAAUGUCCCAGUUAAGGAUCAUCUUCUUUAUGGGAGCAAUGAACAAAAUGCUGGAGUUCAUGGUCACCCACGGUGACCCGCACCCUUCUGAGGAUGUGGUGAUUGAGGCAGAACAAAAAGUGAGUUUCUACUCGUCCAUCUUCGGUACGCUGCAGCUGCUGUGCCUGGUUACCUGUCCUCUGAUUGGCUACAUUAUGGACUGGAAGAUGAAGGAGUGUGAGGAGAAGUGCAGCUCACCCAACACCGAGCAGACCAGGCAGAACAACGGAUCCAAGAGAGACCGUAAAAUCCAAAAGCUGACCAACGCCAUGAGGGCCUUCAUCCUCACCAACAUGCUGCUGCUUGCUUUUGGAGUCUGCUGCCUCAUAGACAACCUGCCUCUACAGAUCUUGACCUUUGUCCUCCACACCAUGGUCCGAGGCUUCAUCCAUUCCUGCUGCGGAGGCCUUUAUGCUGCUGUCUAUCCGUCGAACCACUUCGGCACCCUGACAGGCCUGCAGUCCAUGAUCAGCGCUGUGGUGGCACUCCUGCAGCAGCCUCUCUUCAUCGCCAUGGUCGGACACCUGCAUGGAGAUGCCUACUGGAUCAACCUGGGCCUGCUGAUCUUCUCGUUGACCGGCUUUUUGUUGCCGGGCUACCUGUUCUACCAUCGGAGAUGUCUGCUACAGGAAAAGGAGAGCAGAGUCAAGUGUACAACUCAUCAGGAGAUGCAGGCGCUCAACCACAUGGAGUCCAACGGCUACAAACCCCUCAGCAACAUCAGCCCCGUGGAGGCGUAGAGCGCCGUCACAGAACUGAGUACUGUCGCAAGAUUUGGAUUUGUUUUUCUCCGUCAAGUCAAUAUGAUCACUAAAAAUAGUUUUGCUGGGACAAAAUCAUGCUUACCACAGACCUCAUCACACAUAGGAUGACACGUGUUUUGUUGCGCUGUGGUGGGAUUUCCAGAGGUGCUGCACCAUCACAAUUUGUUGACAUUUUAUUUAUUUUGAUUUCAAAUUAGCAUGAAAGCCAUAGAUUUCAGUCACAAGUACACCAAAGACAUGAACAUAGAUCCUGUAUGGCCUUCGUGGGAGAUUGUGACUAUCACAGUACUUGAAAUACUAUAACAGUCCUGCUAACACCAAAGAACUCUAGUUAUUAGCUGUAUGUCCUUAUUGUUUCGAAAGGACGCAGAGAGAAGUUUAACUUACUGUGCUGUUGCUGCUAAAUUAAAAUGAUAAAUUUCUAUCGAAACUCAUUCUAUGAAACACACAAACACUAUUACAGAAGCUUCUGAAAAUAUAAAUUAGACUUAAAGAUAGUGUGGAUUUGGUGCCAUCUAGUGGUAAGGCUGCAGAUUGUAUUAUGCCAUCCCCACAAGUUUGUUUCCCUUCAAAUAUUUGCUUCUUUAGCAACAGGGAUUCCUGCUCCCUUGUAUUUUCUUGUGAUAUGCAUCCAUCAUUUCACAAAAAUGAGGGUUCUCAAACUUGUUUGCCUGCAGUAGUGACGAACGGGUGUGUCGGGGGCGAACACUGAAUCCUCUUUUCCUCCAUGAGGGCUUGUUCUAAAGCAAACAUUGAUUUAUUGUUGCAAGUACUUGCACAGUAAUGAACAGUUGGUUAUGAAUACUACGUAUAUUCCAUUUCCGCUAAUAUCCUUAAUUUCUACAACCUGUACCUUUAAAGGUCUUCACAAAGAUGUUUGUGGGCCAUUUUCAGAGCUCAACUCUGAUCAUCCAUUUGUUUUAAUCCACUUUUAUUAUUGUGCCCCCACAGCCGCGUUCUCAGACACAGAUUGGAUGUUUAGAGAGACUGUAACUACCUCCUCGGUUUCCUUUUUUUAUAUGUCUCUGACACCGACAGAUUCCUGCAGCUGUGCACCGACUACCUCUGCCGAGGAAAUGAGUUUGUUUUUUAAAAACAGAACGGCUGUUUGUGUCAGGAUAAUCCAAACUCAAACGAACCAGUUACUGGUAACUCAGUGUUAACUGUGUUUGUAAAGGAGGUGUUUCCAAUUUGUGUGGAGCGCAAAAAAACAAAAAGCUUUAAUUAUCAAAUGUUUUUGUCUUUAUAUCAAAUGUAAAGGAAGCAUUAACCAGAGGGUCACAACUGCAAUUUUAUCUGGGUCCAGGUAAUGUUCUCAAUUUGGUAAUUAUUGGCCUGUAUCAGACAUAUGAACUCUGAGUGCUGCUCUAUUUUUUUCCACCAGAGUAGGAAAUAUAAAACUGUCAAAUAUGCAUCAUAAGAAACUUGAUCAGUGCUGGAAAUUCUUGUGCUUCUUUGAUCUGUAGCAUGAAGUCUUCCAUCCUGCAUUUCUAUAAAUUUUACAUACAACUCUUACUAUUGAAAGAAAUAUUGAAUGGGCAAAAUGACUGAUUUUAACAUAGUUAUUCAACACUUUGUACUAUAUGCACAGAAAUUAACGUGCAGAUAAAAUAUGUAUGAGUUUUUAUAUUUGCGCUGCAAUAGCAU
Molecule: messenger RNA, 3660 nt
Organism: Thalassophryne amazonica
Lineage: Eukaryota; Metazoa; Chordata; Actinopteri; Batrachoidiformes; Batrachoididae
Gene: slc43a1a
Product: solute carrier family 43 member 1a
Exons: 15
Coding region: 313-1989 (558 amino acids)
Biological process (GO): transmembrane transport; neutral amino acid transport
Molecular function (GO): neutral L-amino acid transmembrane transporter activity; L-amino acid transmembrane transporter activity
Source: RefSeq, a predicted model, not a curated record